AUGUCUGGACCUCCUGUCCAGAGUCAUGGCUUUCAAACCUCAGUGGAUACCGCCCGUCAACAGACAACAACCAUCGCUGGAUUCAAGCGACCGCGCCAAAAUUCGGUCUACACGGAACCUGCGACAUCUGUGACAACCUCUAUUACUGCCGCCGCCGCUGCUGCUGCUACUGCUGCUGCUCCCAGAUCAACAGGAACGAGACACAACAACGAUCCCCCCAGUCCCAAACGGCGGCCGGUAAAUUUCAUUCGAGCGCCGGCAGCCACUCACGAGAUACGCAUCGCGGCUAGCCCGAUUCGAUCGACUGCUAAUAAUAAUGCUGUCAGUGCAAUCCCGUCCUUGGCACCGCCGCCUGCCCCAAGCCAAUCAGCAGCCACCAGCAACCCCCUGCUGUCUCUCCAACAUCCUAAAUAUGGCCUGCCACCGGCACUAGUCGCCAAUUUUCAGGCUGUCGGCAUCCACAGUAUUUACCCAUGGCAGGCAUCCUGUCUACUUGGUCGCGGCCAUUUGACCGCCGAGAAAAAUCUGCUCUAUACAGCGCCUACAGGGGGCGGUAAGUCGUUGGUAGCGGAUGUAUUGAUGCUCAAAAGAGUUAUAGAGAAUCCUCAUCGCAAGGCUAUUCUAGUGUUGCCGUAUAUUGCGUUAGUGCAGGAGAAGCUAAAAUGGCUUCGUCGCAUUGUUCAGGACGUCGAAAAAAAUGUCGACACACCCGAUUCUGCGAAACAGAAAUGGAAACAGCCAUCAAAGGAGAUUCGUGUCACCGGAUUUUUCGGUGGGAGUAAAUCACGAGCUACCUGGGCCGACACUGAUAUCGCUGUUUGUACCAUUGAGAAGGCAAAUGCUCUGGUCAAUACGGCCAUCGCGGAGUGUAACAUCGAUGACCUGGCCGUAGUGGUGGUGGAUGAAAUACAUAUGCUGGACGAUGACAGUCGCGGUUAUCUGCUGGAGUUGAUGGUCACGAAGUUGCUGCUGUUACAACAAGAUAUUCAGAUCAUUGGCAUGAGCGCUACUCUUUCCAAUACCGAACUGCUUGCUGAAUGGCUUCGCGCUUCUUUUCAUGCUUCAACGCAUCGGCCAGUGCCGAUCGAGGAAUACUUGGUUUACGAAAACUCAAUUUAUCCGGCCAUUAGUUCCAAGGAAUUCUUUCAAACUGCCACAAAGCUACAGUCAGUACAGGAUACUGUACCACCCUGCCGACGGAUUGACCAGUCCCCUUUUAAGGCGUUGAGCCAUCCUACCGCAAACGCAAUGGUAUCACUGGCUAUUGAGACAGCUACUGCGGGUUUUGGAGCGUUGGUAUUUUGCGGCAGUCGACAUGCCUGUCAGAUGAAUGCACAAUUGAUCAGUGAAGCGAUGCCUUCACCGUCGACACUAGAUUCGGAGCUUUUGGAGAGGCGACUGGAUCUGUUGGAUGAGUUGGGAAGUCUGCCAUGUGGAUUGGAUCCUGCUUUUCAGAAUACUAUCAUCAAGGGGGUUGCAUUUCAUCACGCCGGAUUAACCACUGAAGAGCGUGAUUUGGUUGCCGAAGCAUAUGACCAGGGCACCAUCAAAGUGAUCGUGGCCACAUGCAGUCUUGCAGCGGGCGUAAAUCUGCCUGCCAGACGGGUCAUUAUGCAAGGUGCCAGGAUGGGUCGUGAUAUCGUCGGGCCUGCAUUGUUACGACAGAUGAGAGGACGCGCAGGACGCAAAGGAAAGGACACCGUUGGUGAAACAUACCUCAUCUGUCAACAGGCGGAUUUGGAAGCAAUCUCUGAAAUCUGGGAUGCCGAGACCCCGGCUAUUGAUAGUUGUUUGGCACAGGAUAACAAGGGUGUCAAAAGGGCACUGCUAGAAGGCAUCGCUACACGCCUGGUAUCCGGCUGCGAAGCAAUCGACGAAUUCAUGCGAUGCACACUCCUCUGCAAAACACGCUCAGAAGCCGAAAUGGAAAAACUAAUUGACUCCAGCUUACAAGAACUAAUCGACACAGAAUUAAUCCAUCUCCGCGACGACGGCAACAAUUCCUACGAAUCGACAAAACUAGGUGCCGCUAUUGUCGCAUCUUCUUUUGCGCCCGAUGACGGAGUCUUUGUAUAUGAAGAACUCAAACGGGCUCUUCAGGCCUUUGUCAUGGAUGGCGAGAUGCAUAUCUUUUACAUGUUUACGCCGUUGAGUGUUGCUAUGAAUACGAAUAUUGAUUGGCUUAUUUUUCGGGAUCAGUUGGAUCUUUUGGAUGAGAGUGGCAUUCGGGCCUUGUUGUUUGUUGGAGUACAGCCUGGGUUUGUGAAUAAUAUGGUACACACUGGACGGAAUUUCAAGGAAGAUGAUCCGAAACAACAGCAGUUAUCUAGAAUAUACCGUCGAGCAUACGCCGCAUUCCAAUUGCGUGAUCUUUGCAACGAAGUCCCUUUAUCGACUAUUGCAAGCCGAUACAACGUUCCACGAGGCAUCGUACAGACCCUAGCGCAAACAUGUCACGGAUUCGCAGCAGGGAUGGUAAAAUUCUGCCAAAGAAUGGGGUGGGGUAUGCUCGCCGUUGUCCUUGAGCAUAUGCGCGACCGACUUCAAGCCGGAGCCCGCGACGAUCUUCUCGAAAUGGCUCAAGUGACCCAUGUCAAGAGUUGGACAGCUAGAUUAUUAUGGGAGAAUGGGUUUCGGAGUGUACGGGCAUUAGCAUCUGCGGAUGCGAAGGAUAUUGUCCCUGUUCUCAUGAUGGCUCGAUCUCGGAAAAGUCAGUCUCAGACGAAUACGGAAAAAGAGGUUGAACGGCAUGCGGCGAAAUUGGCUCGUAAGGCAGAGGCGAUUAUUGCAUCUGCCAAUAAGAUAUAUGAACGCCAAAUGCAGGUUGAGAUUGAUGAGUAGUCAAUCUCGGCUCAAUUCUACCAUCAUUUAAGUGUGUAUAUAUAUACUGGACAAAUAUCAUACCCCAUUAAUUGCAUUCUGUGCCCCAAUCCCAUCCCCUUUAUCCGUCCAAUCCAACAAUAUCCCAUUUGGCGCACGUCCAUACAACCCUUCACAGAGCUGUGCCUGGGCACCGAUACUACCCGUCCCCGAAACAGCAUUCGUAGUAGCCGCAUCAGCGCGAUCGGGGAUAUCAAUGCCCAAAAUGUCUUCAUCUAGGAAAUGAUUGACGAUAUACAUACGACCAUCAGCACUUGCGCCUGAGGGACGAUUGAUACUACAAUCCGAGAAAGUGGAGUCCGUGACGUCGAAGGGUGUUUCGAAGUAAUACGAGAAUUCGUCGAGGAUGUAUGGGACUGAAGACAUAUCUGCGCCGUAGUCUGAUCUCGUCAGUUCCCUUUCCUCUAUUCUGAAAGGUCAAGAAAUACCUAAGAAAGCAACAACCCUCUUCCCCUGAUCAAUCAAUUCCUGCAACGUGGGCCACUGUCCCAUCGGCAACACACCGGGACUCGUACUCGGCACAAACGCAUACCCAUCAAUCCCACUCUCUUCAAACGCCGCACUAAAAUUCCCAAUUCCGACAUUAUCGCCAUUCGUAACUAGAACCAUCACAACCUCCUGCGGGUGCGAAUCCAGCCAGACUUUAAUCUCUGAUAAGAACCCCGAAAGAGGGCCAGCGUCUUCGAGUAUACAGCUCGUAUGACACAUUGUUAAUUCAUUGAGGAAGUAGUGUGUUUGGCCCUGCAGGAAGCGAAUGCCCAUGUCUAGUUGAGCGGUUAUGUUGAUGUUUUGAUUGUCGCUUAGCCCACUGCCGAUGAAGGGGCUGUCGUGGGCGCCGAUGAAGGUUAUGUUGGAAAAGGGGCGGCUGCAGUAGGCGGUUUGGCCGUUGCAUUGGGCUGCUGCUGCUGCUGCUGCUGUGAGCAGGCUAAAUGCUGUUGUGAGACGCAUCAAUAUUGUUGGUUGUCUGGGUGUGUUGUUAGAUACUGUUUUUUUAAUGGUGUAUAUAAUCUCGAGGUUUAGUACCCAUAUAAUGAGAGAUUUGAAUACAUCCUAUCUUC
This is a messenger RNA of Talaromyces stipitatus ATCC 10500, 3938 nucleotides long. RefSeq names its product DNA-directed DNA polymerase theta, putative. Gene Ontology annotation, molecular function: nucleic acid binding; ATP binding. The transcript has 9 exons. The record is from RefSeq and is a predicted model, not a curated record. Bases 1 to 2841 code for a protein of 946 amino acids. Lineage: Eukaryota; Fungi; Ascomycota; Eurotiomycetes; Eurotiales; Trichocomaceae.